CUCCCUCCGCAGCCUUAAAUCCCUUAUAGCUCACGCCGACCGACUCCCCCCUCCCUCCGCCGAUCUCAGCCAUUCCCCUCCUUCGAGCGACCCCAAAUCGCGUUCCUCCGCCGCAUCUCCUUCCCCUCCUCCCCCUCUCCGUUGGCCUCCUCUCUGUGGAUAUCUCCCGCCUCCUCCGCCGCAGAUAAGCCCAAAUCCCCUUCCUCCUCCUCCUCAAUGCCCCCUUCAAAGCCCUCUCCCUCUCCCCCGCCGCCGCCCCAGACGCCCACUGCCUCUUCUCCCUCUUUCUUUCUCCCGAUUCUUCACUCUGUAAUAAUUAUUAAAUUAAGAAAGGAAUUAAAUUAAAAGAAGGAAUGGAGAAGGGGGAAAGAAAUGGGGCUCCCGAACCGACUCCACGACGCCUCCAGCGACUCCAUCCCGAUCCUUCUCGUCGUGGCGGCCGCCGGGUGGGUCUCCUACCUCCGCUCCCUCCUCCUCUGCCUCCUCCACUCCCUCGGCCUCCAACGCCUCCACCCCUCCUCCGCCGCGGCCGACGAUCCCCUCUUCUCCGCUGCCGGGUCCGGCCUCGCCGGACUCGUCGUCGUGGCCUCCUCCGGACGCCCCUUCGCCUACGAGGCCUUGCCGUCGGCGGCCGCGGAGGGGGAACGAGAUGAGCCGGGCUGCGUGGUGUGCCUCUGCGAGCUCGCCGACGGCGACCGGCUUCGGCGGCUGGAUUUGAGUAACAGGUUCAUGAAGGCACUGCACCUCUUUAAAGUGAUGCAACUGGAGAAGAGUGCAAAGCCCAUUGGGUUGGUGGAUGAAGGGUGCAGGUACUUUGUGAAUAUGUCAAAAGUUUAUGGGGUUCAGCCUGAGAUGAAGCAUUAUGGUUGCAUGGUUGAUUUGUUGAUUCGAGCAGGGUUGUUGGAAGAGGCAGAAGGGAUCGUCAGAAGCAUGACAAUGAAGCCAGAUGUGAUGCAGAAGACAUUAGAGAAUUUCAAGAACAUUAUCCUAUUAUCUUCGCCACAGGUUUAAGACUUGGAGGAAGGAUACUUGCCGAUGAAACUGGGACAGAGUUAGUAUUGAAAGAGAGACCUGGAUUUUGACUUCAAUCCAUUUACAGAAAAUAGAAUUUUCUUCAGCCAUCUUGCUUUCUCUUAGUGCUGGUUAUUUUAUCCUCCCUUCUUGAUCUGGCCAUAGCUGUGGACAUGUUGUACUCCUAAUGUUUAUAGUCAUCAUCUGACCAAAGAUAUUUAUAUACUACAAACAAGAGAAGUUCAUGGUUCUGUUGGUUCUUCUGGUGGUCCUGAUGUGGUGCUGACGGUCCUACUAUAGUUCUCAAAAAGUAAUUGAUCCUUAGGUCUACCUAAACCAUCUUUUUAGCUUUAUAAUUAGCAUCUAAUUUUGCAAUUAUCAUCUGACACAGGACAUUUGUACUAAUGCACUAUAAAGUAAUGUAUGAUAGAACUCUCAUGUAGCAAUGAGUUGUUGAUGCUCUGCACAUUGCUA
Molecule: messenger RNA, 1485 nt
Organism: Phoenix dactylifera (date palm)
Lineage: Eukaryota; Viridiplantae; Streptophyta; Magnoliopsida; Arecales; Arecaceae
Product: E3 ubiquitin-protein ligase RHA2A-like
Biological process (GO): RNA modification
Molecular function (GO): protein binding; RNA binding
Source: RefSeq, a predicted model, not a curated record